GGGGCAACUUCCUUCCUCUCCACUCAAGAUGGCGGGAGGCGAGGCCGGUGUUACGCUAGGGCAGCCGCACCUUUCUCGCCAGGAUCUCGCCACUUUGGAUGUUACCAAAUUGACGCCACUUUCGCAUGAAGUUAUCAGCAGACAAGCCACAAUUAAUAUAGGUACAAUUGGUCAUGUAGCUCAUGGGAAAUCCACAGUUGUAAAGGCCAUUUCUGGAGUUCACACUGUCAGGUUCAAAAAUGAAUUAGAAAGAAAUAUUACAAUCAAGCUUGGGUAUGCUAAUGCUAAGAUUUAUAAACUUGAUGACCCAAGUUGUCCUCGGCCAGAAUGUUAUAGAUCCUGUGGAAGUAGUACACCUGAUGAGUUUCCUACAGACAUUCCAGGGACCAAAGGGAACUUCAAAUUAGUCAGACAUGUUUCCUUUGUUGACUGUCCUGGCCACGAUAUUUUGAUGGCUACUAUGCUGAACGGUGCGGCAGUGAUGGAUGCAGCUCUUCUGUUGAUAGCUGGUAAUGAAUCUUGUCCUCAACCUCAGACUUCUGAACACCUGGCUGCUAUAGAAAUCAUGAAACUGAAGCAUAUUUUGAUUCUACAAAAUAAAAUUGAUUUGGUAAAAGAAAGCCAGGCUAAAGAACAAUAUGAACAGAUCCUUGCAUUUGUACAAGGUACAGUAGCAGAAGGAGCUCCUAUUAUUCCAAUUUCUGCUCAGCUGAAGUACAAUAUUGAAGUUGUCUGUGAGUAUAUAGUAAAGAAAAUUCCAGUACCCCCAAGAGACUUUACUUCAGAACCUCGACUUAUUGUUAUUAGAUCCUUUGAUGUCAACAAACCUGGCUGUGAGGUUGAUGACCUUAAGGGGGGUGUAGCUGGUGGCAGUAUUCUAAAAGGAGUAUUAAAGGUGGGCCAGGAGAUAGAAGUCAGGCCUGGUAUUGUUUCCAAAGAUAGCGAAGGAAAACUCAUGUGUAAACCAAUCUUUUCCAAAAUUGUAUCACUUUUUGCGGAACAUAAUGAUCUUCAGUAUGCUGCUCCUGGGGGUCUUAUUGGAGUUGGAACAAAAAUUGACCCCACUUUGUGCCGGGCUGACAGAAUGGUGGGACAGGUGCUUGGUGCCGUUGGAGCUCUACCUGAGAUCUUCACAGAACUGGAAAUUUCCUAUUUCCUUCUUAGACGGCUUCUAGGUGUCCGCACUGAAGGAGAUAAGAAAGCAGCAAAGGUGCAAAAGCUAUCUAAGAAUGAAGUGCUCAUGGUGAACAUAGGAUCCCUGUCUACAGGAGGAAGAGUUAGUGCAGUCAAGGCUGAUUUGGGCAAAAUUGUUUUGACUAAUCCUGUGUGCACUGAAGUAGGAGAAAAAAUAGCCCUUAGCCGAAGAGUUGAGAAACACUGGCGUUUAAUUGGUUGGGGCCAGAUAAGAAGAGGAGUGACAAUCAAGCCAACAGUAGAUGAUGACUGAAGAAUCCCAGUUAAAUACAUUUGGGUCAAGUCAGAAUUUCUCUUUAACAACCUAGGGGUAUAUUUUCAAAAACAAUAUUGGGGAAUUAAUUUCACAGCUCAUUACCUCAGUAGUAGCUGUAAGGUUAUUCUCAUUAUUAGGUGAUGAAAAUUUAGCCUCUAGUACUCAAAUAGGAUCUAAAAUAAAUGUAAAAAUUGGCAUGAUGUUGGAUUUAAUCUACAUUUUAGCAGAAAUGAAUCAUUCCCAAAUAAUGUCUAAUUUAUACAUCAAUGCAGGUCUUAAAUGAAACUUCGCUACAGUCAGCUUUUGCUGUAGCAUAUAUAGCACUGAACUUGUUUAAAAAUAAAGUUUUUCUUCUUAUUUUUUCAUGAUUCAUCUUUGAGUAGUUCCAGGCUUAAAGGAAUUUUGCACCAGUAAAAACUUGGAUACAAAUUCUUGAAGACCAACUCCUCUUCUGCCCCAUUGUUGAUGUUGCUUUAUCUUUGUAAUUUAGAAUGAAAAGGAAAUUAAUAGGCUUAAAUUAAAUUUUCCUUUAGAGCAUGA
Molecule: messenger RNA, 1990 nt
Organism: Choloepus didactylus (southern two-toed sloth)
Lineage: Eukaryota; Metazoa; Chordata; Mammalia; Pilosa; Megalonychidae
Gene: EIF2S3
Product: eukaryotic translation initiation factor 2 subunit gamma
Exons: 12
Coding region: 29-1447 (472 amino acids)
Biological process (GO): formation of translation preinitiation complex; positive regulation of translational fidelity
Cellular component (GO): cytosol; eukaryotic translation initiation factor 2 complex
Molecular function (GO): translation initiation factor activity; GTPase activity; tRNA binding
Source: RefSeq, a predicted model, not a curated record